This is a messenger RNA of Cyphellophora attinorum, 2787 nucleotides long. Its product is annotated as Septation protein imp2. Lineage: Eukaryota; Fungi; Ascomycota; Eurotiomycetes; Chaetothyriales; Cyphellophoraceae. Gene Ontology annotation, cellular component: cytoplasmic side of plasma membrane; cell division site; mitotic actomyosin contractile ring, proximal layer. The record is from RefSeq and is a predicted model, not a curated record. Gene Ontology annotation, biological process: cytoskeleton organization. The transcript is spliced from 4 exons. Gene Ontology annotation, molecular function: phospholipid binding; protein binding. The coding region runs from base 1 to 2787 and encodes 928 amino acids.
AUGCCGGGAUCAACUCUGUCUGGCGGAGAUGCGCCUCCGAGCGUGCCAUUGAGCUUCUCAAACAAUUUCUGGGGCCGAGACGAUGCAGGCGUCGAUCCACUCCUCACCCGAAUGGCGAAUGCAAAGACGACCUGCGACGAGCUGAAAUCGUUCUACGCCGCCCGCGCCGCAAUCGAGGACGAUUAUGCCAGAAAACUCGCACAACUCAGUCGCAAGCCACUAGGAAGCGUGGAGCAAGGUACCCUGCGAUCAAGCUUGGACGUGGCGCGAGGCGAGACUGAGGCGAUGAGCAAGCAGCAUGCUCUGAUUGCACAACAGAUGAAGUCGGAGUGUGAAGAGCCGCUAGGUGCUUUCGCUGGUGGGAUGAAGGAAAGACGCAAGAUCGUGCAGAACGGCAUCGAGAAGCUGUUGAAGACGAAGCAAGGCCAGACCUCGCAUGUCAACAAGUGCAGAGACAAGUUCGAGCAGGACUCGUUGAGGAUCAAGGGCUAUCUCGCACAAGGACAUAUGGUGAUGGGUCAGGAAGAGCGCAAAAACAAGGCCAAGCUGGAGAAGACACAGAUCAACAUGGCCACCAACUCGAGCGAGUAUGAAUCGGCUGUCAAGGUGCUUGAGGAGACGACCGGUCGCUGGAACAAAGAGUGGAAGGCGGCGUGCGAUAAAUUCCAGGACCUCGAGGAGGAGCUCUGCGUGUCGGAUGACGCCUCAUGCGAAAAGGUUCGAUUGGCCCUCGAGAAGUGCGAGGUCGAGAAAGACAUCUCCAGCUUCAUCAAGACCAGCGGCACUGGCCAAGAGAUUCCAGACCCUCCCAAGUAUAUCAACUUCUGUCGAGGCGAUAUCGACAGCGCAUCCGAAGUCUCGCAGGACGAAGACUACACUGUUGCCCAAUUCGCAAGAACGACGAAUCCAGCCUUUCGGACGUGUUCGCCGAAACCUGCCGCAAUGAAUGGCUCUGAUCUAUCUCAGCGCUAUUCUGAGGAGCCCGAGAUGGCUGAUGACGACCAAGCUACACCACAAAAAGCGAACAGCGGUCGACCACCUCCUCUCAAUUACCGUCAAGGCGAUCCGAAUGUACCUCCUGACUAUUCGCCUAGCCAGCACGGUCCAGUUGUUGGUCAGAUUCCUCACAACCAGUAUCCUACAGAAGGCAUGACAAUGUUCUGCAGAGCAGAUGGACCAUCAAGGGCUGAGACUGCUCCCUCGGUAGAUGGCAGACCCAGCAGCAGAGACGACACUAGCGAGUACUCGGCUCCAAGCUCCUUCACAAGCGCUGAUCCAGCAUCGCGCACGACCUCGCCCACCAAGAAUGCUCCGGUCAACGGCGUCGGUUUGCCAGGGAUGUCUUCACCUAUGCCGUCACCUGACAAGGCUGUUCAAAAGAAGAGAUCCGGUUUCUUCUCCAACAGUCCUUUUCGCCGCAAGUCAAAGAAGGAAAAGGAAGCACCAGAACUGCAGAAGCGCAGUACAUGGGAUCCGAAGGGCAACACACGUAUCAAUCUCAACGCAUCAGACGUGUCUAGCUCGUCUGCACAGUCGAGUCCAACAAAGCCUCACACCGGCCGCAAUCUCUUUAACCGUAAUGCUGCUCCAGAGGGAGAAGAGCCAGCAGAUCCUCGAGCAUCCUUCCAGCUCAACGUUGGCAACAACGUUUUCGACGUUGGCAAUCCUGACAGCCAUCAGUCUACUCCGCGGGCAUCAUCCAAUAAUGCUCGCCUCAAUCGCUUCAACCAGCCACCAGCUGCGGCCGGCAGUGAUAUGUCAAUGGACCCAAUUGCUCGGGCUCUUGCUGAUUUGAAGUCAAACGGCGGCAGCAACUUUCCCUCCAAGCAAGCCAGCACGCGUGAGCCAGUCGAUCGCUACCAUGGCGUCAAGUCACCUGCUCCUGAUAUGAACCCUUCAGAGCGACCUGGAGGAAUGACUGCCGACCAGAGAGCACACUUGCUUGCCCAGGGACGGACGCCCCCUCCCGCAUACGAUCUUGGAGGCCCUUCACCUGCAGCCGGUCAUGCCCGGAGCCAGUCAUCAGUCCUCGGAGUUCCACAACCAGCUCACACUCGCAAGGAAAUGCUUGACCGCUCAAAGCAGUGGGGCAACGGCGGAAGCGCGCAAGCUAGUCCAGCCAGACCAGUCUCUCGCAAUGGUGAUGGCCGACGCAGUCCAGGUCCUGGUAUGGUCCCGCGAGCCGCAAGUCCACAGCCAGGCUAUGGUGGCGCACCGCAGAUGCGUGCACGCUCGCCUGGUCCCGGCAUGAUGCAGCAGACUCAAGGUGCGUACCAACGUGCAGCAAGCCCAAGUCCAUAUGCCAAUGCAGGCAAUCGGCCUCAUACGCAGAGCAGUGUCCGGCAAGGUAGCGGAAUGGAAAUGCAACUUAGCAGUCAGGACGUGGCUAGAUAUGGCGACAGUGGUAGUGGAAGGAGCCGUGCGCAGAUGGCUCAGCAACAAGAUCAGCGACGACCACAGAGCAGCUAUGGUGGAGAUCCAUAUGCUGGUCGACAAGGUGGCGGCGGUGGGAGUCAGUCAUCAUCAGCGGGUAUGAGACGUGAGCGCAGCAAGAGUAUGGGUCCGCCUCCAGGACGAGCGCCGCAGGUGCUGUAUUAUGCGCGAGCAGUCUACUCAUACAACGCCGCAAUCCCAGAAGAGCUCUCGUUCGCGAAGGGCGACAUACUGGGUGUGCUGAGACUACAGGAUGAUGGCUGGUGGGAGGCAGAGGUGCGAGAAAGCCAGAAGGGGACAAGACUGGGCGGUGGCGGAGGUCUGGUACCGAGCAACUACCUGCAGCGGUGUUAG